UUUGCCCCGGUGACUCGCCUGGCUCUUCCCGGUUUCCUCCCGCCCCGCGAUGUGGAGCCAUCGACUGGGCCGCCUCGGGCCUGCGGGCUGCGGGGUGGAGGAACUACGGCGUCGCCGGCGGGAGCGGGAGGCCGCAUUGAGGAAGGCGCGGAGGGAGCAGCAGCUGGUCAGCAAGAGGUUGCUGAGAGAUGACACCUCGGAGGAAGCCGGAGGGGGCUGCGCGACCGCUAUCCUGGGGCAAGCCGAGAUCCAGCAGUUCCUGCAGCUGGCCCAGCGGGGGACAGAGGAAAAGGAGAGACUGGGUGCUCUGGUCAGCCUUCGGCGAGGCUUGCAGCACACCGAGUCACAGCAGAACUUCAUUAGGCUGGAGGGAAGCAUGCGGACCCUCGUCGGUCUCCUGACCAGCAACCAUGCCCUGCUGCAGCUUGAGGCCGCCCGGUGCCUUCAUGAGCUGUCACACUCUGAGCAGUGUGUGGUGGCGGAGGCCUGCCUGCCGGCCACUUCCUACCUUCUCACCUACCUCGCCGGUCACAGCUCAGAUCUUGUAGAGCUGUGUCUAUACACACUAGGCAACCUGAUCGUGGAGAGCGAGGCCAUAAGGAGGCAGCUCCUGCCACAGGGCAUUAUUCCAGCCUUGGCUGCCUGUGUCCAGUCUCCCCACCUGCCUGUGCUGGAGGCCGCUGGAUACACUUUAUCCCAGCUCCUGCAGGCCCAGGAAGCACCAGAGACUGUCAUUCCCUCUGUCCUGGCCUCCACUCUCCCCCAACACAUGCUGCGGCUCUUGCAACCUGGCCCGAAACUGAACCCUGGGGUGGCUGUGGAAUUUGCCUGGUGCCUUCACUACCUCAUCUGCAGCCAGGUCAACAAUUCACUGCUCAUCAGCCAUGGGGCUCUGUCCACCUUGGGGCUGCUGAUGUUGGACUUGGCGGGGGCUGUCCAGAGAACUGACAAUGAAGGACUGGAGCUGCUGGCAUGCCCUGUGCUUCGGUGUCUGAGCAACUUGCUAACAGAGGCAGCAGCAGAAGCCAUGGAAGGGGAAACGCAGUUUGGAGAUGAGCGUGUCUUGGCAGCAUUAUUUCUGAUCUUGCAGUUCUUCUUCCAUAAACAGCCCAGCCUACUUCCUGAAGGCCUUUGGCUUCUUAAUAACCUCACCGCAAACAGUCCUAGUUUUUGUACAUCUUUGCUCUCCCUGGAUCUGAUUGGGACCCUCUUGCAGUUAUUGUCAGUAUCUAACGUGGUGCGCGUAUUGGUGCUCACAAUUCUGUGCAACGUUGCAGAGAAGGGUCCUGCUUACUGCCAGCAUCUGUGGCCAGGGCCCCUGCUGUCCUCCUUGUUGGACAUGUUGGCCUUCUCUGACACUGAAGUUGUUGGCCAGAGUUUGGAGCUGCUACAACUGCUAUUCCUCUACCAACCAGAGGCUGCACAGGCCUUUCUGCAGCACUCCGGGCUGCAGGCCCUGGAAAAGCACCGUGAGGAGGCACAGCUCCAGGAUCGUGUGCACGCUCUCCUGCAGAAGGCUCUUCACGGGUGACCUGGCUUCGGGGUCACACGCCAUUCCUCACCUCCCCUGCCUCCCCCAGGAAUCCUCUUUGGGGCUUUAGAAACAGUCUUUUUGUUCUCUGCUAUACCUCCCAACACUUCUUUCACCCACCCUGACAAGAGAGGAAGACCGGAUGGAGCUUGGUGUGUCCUGCUUAUUUGGGGGGCCCUGGAGUCCCGUCCCCACCAAUUUUAGCAGUUAGCUUUUGAUAGGACAGAAUAAAGUUCUAUUUUUAU
Messenger RNA from Sorex fumeus (smoky shrew), 1776 nucleotides. RefSeq names its product transmembrane and coiled-coil domains 6 (gene TMCO6). Gene Ontology annotation, biological process: protein import into nucleus. The record is from RefSeq and is a predicted model, not a curated record. Gene Ontology annotation, molecular function: protein binding; nuclear import signal receptor activity. The transcript has 12 exons. Lineage: Eukaryota; Metazoa; Chordata; Mammalia; Eulipotyphla; Soricidae. The coding region runs from base 50 to 1531 and encodes 493 amino acids.